Molecule: messenger RNA, 594 nt
Organism: Colletotrichum aenigma
Lineage: Eukaryota; Fungi; Ascomycota; Sordariomycetes; Glomerellales; Glomerellaceae
Gene: terJ-4
Product: Efflux pump terJ
Exons: 2
Coding region: 1-594 (197 amino acids)
Biological process (GO): transmembrane transport
Cellular component (GO): membrane
Molecular function (GO): transmembrane transporter activity
Source: RefSeq, a predicted model, not a curated record
AUGGGUAAUUCAGUAGUUGAAGCCGAGCAGGGGCGCAACUCAUCCCCGGACAACCAAACAACCCUCGAUGAAAAAGAACAAGAGCGACUGGGGCGUCAGCGGCCUGAGGUCUUCAGCAACACUUUGCAAGAAGUUGGAUUCCGCGCGUCAGUGCUGCUAUCCAAUAUAAUGGCAGAGUUCCUCAUGAGCGGCUUCAACGUCCUUCUACCUAAUCUCAUAUCCGACCUUCACUUCUCUGCAAAUGAUAAGACUUGGCCGUCCAGUGUCUUCUCUCUAGUUGCCGGAGGGUUUCUUCUACCCUUUGGACGACUCACAGACAUGUAUGGGGGCUUCCCCAUGUUCCUUGCCGGUAAUGCAUGGAUGGCCGCGUGGUCUCUCAUUGGAGGCUUCAGCCGCAGUUACAUCAUGCUGGUUUUCUGCCGCGCGCUCCAAGGCCUCGGCGCAGCUGCCUUCCUGCCUUCGGGUAUCUCUCUGCUGGGCAGCUUUUACCGACCUGGCCGCCGGAAGAACAUUGUCUUCAGCUUUACGGUGGUUGUGCACCCUUUGGCUUCUUCUCGGGGAUUUUUAUCGCCGGCGUAUCGGGCCAAUUCUUGA